This is a messenger RNA of Staurois parvus, 325 nucleotides long. NCBI's taxonomy places the organism in Eukaryota, Metazoa, Chordata, Amphibia, Anura, Ranidae. The record is from the annotation of a GenBank genome assembly.
GCGAGCUGUGAUUGGUCACAGCUUGUCACAUGGUACAAGGCUGUUGUGAAUAGCCUUGUACCAUGUGACCUCUGUGAUCAUUCACAGAUUUCACACGUAGUAAGCAAUGAUGUCACAAGUAACAUCUUGCUUACUACUUUGCAUGUGAUCACUGAUUCGCCAAUCAGUGAUCACGUCUUGUGACCCUGCGCUGCUAUCACGCCUCCUAAUGCUAUUCAAUAAUGUUACUUGUUCUCUGCCUAUACUAGUCUGAGGUUGUUUGAAUUUAUUGUAUUACCUCUGCUAGUUUCUGUGACUUGUCUUAAAGGAUAAGUUCACCUUUGGA